GGAGAAAUAGAAUCUCCUUUAAUUCCCCUGAAAAUAAAGUGGAGGGUUCGCAUGGUGGAUCUAUCUAGAGAUAGGGCAAUAUAUAAGUCCUACAAGACCCCGAGCAUAGCUAUGAAAAGUGCCAAGCUACUUCUUCAAUUACUUGGGCAACUGAACUAUCGGUUUCAUACUUCAAGAUGCAUUUUCAAUUGAGCACCAUUCUUUCAAUUGCUUCAGCUGCAGUUGCAGUUGCAAGCCCAACGCCACAGGACGAUUCAUGGGAUCAAGCGCUCGCUCGUCGAGGUCACCCAAAGCACAAAUCAGCAAGGCCAAACGUGCAAUUCCAUCCCAAGAGUCUAGACACACCUGCACCUUCUCCGGCAGCUAGAACCAAGACUUGCUAUGUCAAGAGUUCCGGCAAUGGAACAGAUGACUCUCCAGCCAUUAUGAGCGCACUUCACGAGUGCAACAACGGUGGUCAUGUAAUUUUCAGUAAAGGCGUGACAUACUUGAUUGGCACAGCAAUGGACUGGACUUUCCUCAAGCACAUUGAUCUCGACAUUCAGGGUGAACUUCUCUUCUCAGACGAUACGGCAUAUUGGGAAGCCAAUUCCUUCAAAUUCGUCUUCCAAAAUGCCACCUCGUUCUUCAAGCUUGGAGGAGAGGACGUCUUCAUGUAUGGUGGUGGCACCCUCAAUGGAAAUGGACAAACCUGGUACGAUUAUUACGCCAGCAACAUCUAUGCACUCAGACCAGUCCUUAUCGGAAUUGAUGGACUCAAGGACUCUAUCUUGUCAGAUUUGGUUCUACGUUAUUCACCACAGUACUACAACUUCAUUGCAAAUUCAAGCAAUGUUGUAUACAACAACAUCAACAUUGCCGGUGGAAGCUCGAGCAAAAACCCUGCAAAGAACACUGAUGGAUGGGAUACAUACAGAAGUGAUAACAUUGUUAUCCAGAACUCUGUUAUCAACAAUGGAGAUGAUUGUGUUUCUUUCAAGCCCAACAGCACCAACAUUUUAGUUCAAAACCUUUUCUGCAAUGGUUCUCACGGAAUUUCCGUUGGAUCCCUUGGUCAAUAUCCUGGAGAAUUUGAUAUUGUUGAAAACGUAUACGUCUACAACACCUCAUUGCACAACGCCACCGACGGUGCACGUAUCAAGGUUUGGCCAAACACUGCAUCAGCUCUCAGUGGUGAUCUCCAAGGAGGCGGAGGAUCUGGUAGAGUAAACAACAUCACCUACGAUACAAUGUACAUCGACAAUGUCGAUUACGCCAUCGAAGUCGACCAAUGCUACGGUCAAAAGAACCUCACUCUCUGUCUCGAAUUCCCUUCCCCUCUCACCAUCACCGAUAUCAUCUUCAGAAACUUCACCGGAAAAACCAGCACCAAAUACCAGCCACAAAUUGGUACAUUUGCUUGUUCGAGCACGUCAGUUUGUAACAAUAUUGUGGCGAGUGGCAUUGAUGUGUUGAGUCCUAAGGGUGUAGACGAGGCUUACUGUCUUAACGUCAACGAGACCGCUUUGGAUAUUACUUGUACUACCGAUUUUUUGGGAUUUAAUUAGGUGGAUGGAUCUCUGUAGCUCCUGGCUACUGCGAAGAGACGGUGUAUACUUUAAAUGAUGUUAUGUUAAUAUUACAAAUUUGUUAAGAUAAAUGGAUCUAGACGCGUGAAGUCGGUCUGCUGCACGAUGCUUUAUUAUCUUAUCAUACAAGUGUACAACUUCUAUGAAUCCCCCUUUCAUCUCACGAUUUUUUUUAUGUUGCUUCUCUCAAAAACCUCACAUCUCUCUUCCAAACUUACAAAUUCACACAUCACUCAAUCAAUGCAGCUCAAUCCCGAACGAUCCGUUCCUCUACUUCGUAAUUUACCUAAGGUUUUCCUCAAAUUUCCAUCCGAAACUUCCUUCUUAUCGCUGAACAAAUCUCUCGGAGCAACAAAACUCGUAUUUAAAGUUUUGUUUAACGUUUGUUCCAUUUAUUUUUGUCUCCACUCUCCCCUUUUCUUUUUAAACUUAUUUAAGGUUCCAAUUAAAGUUGCAUUGAAGGUUUCAUCCACGGUCCACCAGUGGAUACAUGAACUGAUAGGACACUGCAAAAAUGGGCUUGUAAAUAUCUCAGGAAUUGUGAUAAUGAUUUGUUAGAGAUAAAUAAACAAUGAGAAGACAGAUUCUGAUAUCAAAUAAUUGA
Messenger RNA from Botrytis cinerea B05.10, 2172 nucleotides. RefSeq names its product Bcpgx1 (gene Bcpgx1). Lineage: Eukaryota; Fungi; Ascomycota; Leotiomycetes; Helotiales; Sclerotiniaceae. The coding region runs from base 177 to 1547 and encodes 456 amino acids. Gene Ontology annotation, biological process: carbohydrate metabolic process. Gene Ontology annotation, molecular function: polygalacturonase activity. The transcript has 4 exons. The record is from RefSeq and is a predicted model, not a curated record.